Messenger RNA from Gracilinanus agilis (Agile Gracile Mouse Opossum), 1739 nucleotides. It is a transcript of the gene PTTG1IP, whose product is annotated as PTTG1 interacting protein. Gene Ontology annotation, biological process: protein import into nucleus. Gene Ontology annotation, cellular component: cytoplasm; nucleus. The record is from RefSeq and is a predicted model, not a curated record. The transcript has 7 exons. Lineage: Eukaryota; Metazoa; Chordata; Mammalia; Didelphimorphia; Didelphidae. The coding region runs from base 81 to 623 and encodes 180 amino acids.
GUCGGGUGUCCGCCUCUCUGGCCGUCGGGGCUGUUCUUCCUCCGCGUCUGUGAGUGGCAGAGGCCCCAAAGCGCCUGCUCAUGGAGCCCCGCGGCCCAUUUCGGGCCGCAUUGGUCGGGCCGCUGCUGCUGCUACUGCUGCCGCUGCUUCUGCCUCAAUCCGGGCCGGCCGUGUCCGCCCAGAGCGCGGCCGCUGCUUGCUCCGAGAGCACCAACCGCUCGUGCAACGACUGCCUGAAGAACGUGUCGUGCUUCUGGUGCUACACAAACAACGCCUGCCUGGACUAUCCCGUCCGGAAGAUCCUGCCGCCCAGCUCCCUUUGUCCGCUCAAGUCUGCCCGAUGGGGCGUGUGCUGGGUAAACUUCGAAGCCCUGAUCAUCGCCAUGUCGGUAGUGGGAGGAAUCCUCCUCCUGGCCAUCACCGUCUGCUGCUGCUGUUGCUGUAGGAAACGGAAGAACCAAAGGUCAGACAAGGAGGAAGAGCGGGCUGCUAGAGAGAGAGAGGAGAGGAAGGUCCGGCAGGAGGAGAGGAGAGCAGAGAUGAAGUCUAGACACGAAGAAAUCAGGAAAAAAUACGGGCUGUUUAAGGAACAGAACCCUUACGCCCGAUUUGAGAACAAUUAGUCCCUCUGUGGAGCCCUCCCCGAGGGGGCCUCGGCUGCUCCCAGAAACCCUCCCCACCCCCAGCAUCCACUCCUCCAAAGCCGCUUUCAGUAAAGAGCCUUAUGUUCAAAUGAGACACUGUCAGCCCUGACGAGUCAUUCCGCAGAGACGAGCCUCCUCCUCACCCGUGGAGACCGGAAGACGACGACGACCCCGCUGCUCCCUCCGGCUCAGCCCCGAGGGGCUCUCCCUGGUCCUCUCCAAAGAGCAGCAGCCCGGGGUCCGAGGUCGAUCCCUGCCGGCUGCUCUCGGCACCCCUUUCCUGCCCCUUCCACGUCGUCUUGGCUGGGUUUGUUUAAAACACGGGUCUUGUUUUGGUUGAAAUUUGUCCCCCUCAGUUGAAUUCUUUAAGGUUGGGCACAUCCGGCUUUCAGAUGGCCCUGGAUUCGGGCGCCGUUCUCUGGCCGGCUCCAGGGAGUCGUCUCCGAGCCACUCCUGGGUUCGAGUUCACCCCCAAAAGAAGCUGCCAUCUGCAGGCCGGGUUCCCUUCCUGAGCAGGAGAGACAUUUCGUGUGUCUGCUCCUGCCGGGAGCCCCCUCUUACAGGCCUGCUGAGCAAGGGCAGGGCUUCUGGCCAGGCCUAAAAAGUGCCUUUUCCCAAACCCUCUCCAGAGGUGGUGUGGGGGCGCCCCCAGGCCGCACUCUCCUUCGGGGACCCUCGGCCGCCCGUGUCUGCGCGGGGCCUGCAGGGUCAGCUCCGUGAGGCCCGUCCGGGGGGGGGGGGGCACCCCUUCCCCAAGUUGGCCUGCCUGCAGCGGAAUCCAAAGCUGCUUCUGGCACGCGGGACGAGCCUCUUUCCGACUAGUGGCCUUACUGUGAAUUAACCUCUCCACACUGAAGCUCGCCACUAAGAAACUGUCUUUGCCUCGAGUGUUCCGGCCGCCCGCCGGAGGACGCUAUCACUGUGAUUCCUGGCGUGCAUUUAACCCCAUCUCUGCCUUCCGCUGCUGCGUCUCUCCUGUUUCUAGACCGAGAGCAGCCCGCGGCGCCGGGCGCGCAUUAUCCGUCUAUAGAUACUCUCACGCCCGGGAACGCCUUACGUUUAGGGAAUUUCAAAUAAAAGAUUUGUUGUACUUGG